UUGUUUUGUCACGUGACAAGGUGGCAGUGAGGUGAAUGCGCCGGGUCAAAUUUAUGAAGAACGGUAAAAAAUUCACGCGUAUUAACUGACACAAUAGCUUAAAUAUUUACGAAAAUGGAUCUUCGUAAAUUAACAGAAUUAUUACGUGCUACUAUUGACCCUUCUCAACAGAAGCAAGCUGAAGAUCAAUUGAAUCAGAUUCACAAGAUUAUAGGUUUUGCCCCUACUCUUUUACAAGUAGUUAUGUCAGCUGAAGUUGAUAUGCCUGUACGGCAAGCUGGUGUUAUUUACUUGAAAAAUUUAAUUACCACAAAUUGGGCUGAUAGAGAAGCUGAUAAUGGACCUGUAGAAUUUAGUAUUCAUGAACAAGAUCGUGCUAUGAUACGUGAUGCAAUAGUGGAUGCUGUGGUUCAUGCACCUGAAUUGAUUAGAGUGCAACUAGCAGUAUGUAUUAGCAAUAUAGUAAAACAUGAUUUCCCUGGAAGAUGGACUCAAAUAGUUGAUAAAAUUACAAUAUAUCUUCAAAAUCCUGAUGCUUCUUGUUGGCCUGGUGUUCUUCUUGCAUUAUAUCAACUUGUCAAAAACUUUGAGUAUAAAAAAGCAGAAGAAAGGGGACCAUUAAAUGAAGCAAUGAAUUUACUUUUCCCUAUGAUAUACCAAUUGAUAUUACGUUUAUUGCCAGAUUCAUCUGAACAAUCAGUUUUACUUCAAACACAAAUCUUGAAAAUCUUUUUUGCACUUACUCAGUAUACGCUGCCUCUUGAUCUUAUAUCGAAAGAAGUAUUCUCCCAAUGGAUGGACAUUGUGCGACAAGUAGCUGAUAGGCCUGUCCCACCAGAAACUAAUAAUCCAAAUUUAGAUGAUGAUGAACGUGUAGAGCUUCCUUGGUGGAAAUGUAAAAAAUGGGCUUUACAUAUUCUUCAUAGAAUGUUUGAAAGAUAUGGUAGUCCUGGUAAUGUAACCAAAGAAUAUAAAGAAUUUUCAGAAUGGUAUCUUGAAACCUUUAGUGGUGGAAUUUUAGAAGUUCUUUUAAAAAUUUUGGAUCAGUACAGAAGAAAAAUCUUUGUCUCUCCUAGAGUAGUACAACAAUCGAUUAAUUAUAUCAAUCAAGGCGUUAGUCAUGCUUUUUCUUGGAAGUUUUUGAAACCUCAUAUGUUUGAGAUCAUUCGUGAUGUGCUAUUUCCUAUCCUUUCAUACUCUGCUACUGACGAGGAAUUAUGGAAUAACGAUCCAUAUGAAUAUAUAAGGGUCAAAUUUGAUAUUUUCGAAGACUUCGUAUCUCCAGUAACAGCAGCACAGACCUUAUUGCAUUCUGCAUGCAAAAAACGAAAAGAUAUGUUACAAAAAACUAUGCAAUUUUGUGCAGAAGUUCUAACAAGUCCAAACGCUGAUCCACGGCAGAAAGAUGGCGCAUUACAUAUGGUUGGAAGUUUAGCAGACGUUCUGCUUAAAAAGAAGCUUUAUAGAGAACAAAUGGAUAAGAUGUUAGUACAGCAUGUGUUUCCCGAAUUUAAUAGUCCACAUGGUCAUAUGCGAGCAAGGGCUUGUUGGGUUUUACAUUAUUUCUCUGAAAUAAAGUUUAAACAAGAACAAAUCUUAGUUGAAGCAAUUAGAUUGACAACAAAUGCUCUUUUGACUGACCAUGACUUGCCUGUUAAAGUUGAAGCUGCUAUAGCUCUUCAAAUGCUUUUAUGUGCACAAGACAAAGCUCAGAAAUACAUAGAACCACUUAUAAAACAAAUCACUCUUGAAUUAUUAGCUAUUAUAAGAGAAACAGAAAAUGAUGAUUUAACUAGUGUUAUGCAAAAAAUUGUUUGUACAUAUACAGAACAGCUUAUGCCAAUUGCUGUAGAAAUUUGUCAACAUUUGGCUGCCACGUUUAGUCAAGUUCUUGAAACUGAUGAGGGUAGUGAUGAAAAGGCAAUUACUGCAAUGGGUAUUUUGAAUACAAUAGAAACAGUAUUGACAGUGAUGAAGAAUCAACCUCAAAUUAUGGCACAAUUAGAACCAACUGUUUUACAGGUGGUAGCUCAUAUAUUUAGUCAAAGUGUUAUGGAAUUUUAUGAAGAAGCACUUUCAUUAGUCUUUGAUUUAACGGGUAUGACUAUUUCUGAAGAUAUGUGGAAAGUUUUAGAACUCAUAUAUCAGCUUUUCCAAAAAGAUGGUUUUGAUUACUUUACUGAUAUGAUGCCAGCAUUACAUAAUUAUAUCACUGUAGAUACACCAGCAUUUCUAUCAAAUGAAAACUAUAUACUUGCUAUGUUUAAUAUGUGUAAAGCUAUAUUAACCGGUGAUGCUGGUGAAGAUCCUGAAUGUCAUGCUGCAAAAUUAUUAGAAGUUAUUAUUUUACAAUGUAAAGGGCAUAUCGAUCAGUGUAUACCUUCACUUGUGCAAUUAGUAUUAGAACGUUUAAUGCGAGAAGUAAAAACAUCUGAAUUAAGAACUAUGUGUCUUCAAGUGGUCAUUGCAGCUUUAUAUUAUAAUCCAGCUUUGUGUCUCGAAACAAUGGAUAGAUUACAAGGAAAUCUUGGACAAUCUCCAGAACCAAUUGCAUCACAUUUUAUUAAACAAUGGAUUCAUGAUACUGAUUGCUUCCUAGGGUUACAUGAUCGAAAACUCUGCGUUCUUGGAUUAUGUACUUUGAUUAGUAUGGGUCCUGCUAGGCCAACAGCAGUGAACGAAUGCGUUCAACAAAUAAUUCCAUCUCUAAUUUUAUUGUUUGAUGGCCUCAAGAGAGCAUAUGCUGCUAAAGUAGCAGAUGGAGAUGAGGAAGAUAAUGAAGAGGAAGAAAGUGAUAUUGAUGAAGAAGUUUUGUCAUCAGAUGAAGAUGAAAUUGAUGAUGCUAGUCAAGAAUAUCUUGAAAAAUUGCAAGAAAAAGUAACAAGGUCUUCAGGACAGCAUGGUUUUAAUGUUAAUGCGUCCAUUCAAGAUGGUCAUGGAGAUCAUAGAUCUGAUGUUGAUGACGAAGAUGAUUCUGAUUAUGACGCAAAUGAAGAAACUGCUCUGGAAAGUUAUUGUACACCUUUAGAUUCAGAAGAUACAAAUCAAGAUGAAUAUGUUGUUUUCAAAGAAGUUAUGCAAAAUAUUGAAAGAACUGACUCAACUUGGUAUAGGGCAUUAACGAGUCAUUUAACAGCUGAGGAACAGAAAGCAUUACAAGAAAUUAUAGUUUUAGCAGAUCAGCGUAAAGCAGCUUUGGAAAGCAAAAGAAUCGAACAAAGCGGUGGUUAUGCUUUCCAUUCUCAAACUAUACCCACUUCAUUCAAUUUUGGCGGAACACCUUUAAGUCGAUAAGUAUUUUUAAUUAUUUCUACUUGUAUUGAAUAAGUAAACAAAUUACAAGGCAUCUGAAUUGGAUACUAAUAGAGUACAUAAUUACUACAUGACCAUUUGGAAGACAUUGUGCAUGUCCUAUCUGCUAUUUUUAUGUACACUGAUAGUAAUUGGACAAAAUUUUAUUCUGAUAUGAUGCUUAAAAUAUAUUUCCAUUAAAUCAUGUAUACACAUGCUAUUGUUUCAUUAGUCGAGACAUUAGUAUGACUUUUAUUUGUCUAGUGAGUGAUAGUGUAUAAUCUUUUAUAGACAUUCAAUAUAAAAAUAAUUCAAUUGACCUAUUGGAAAAACUGCUAUUUGUCUAGUGAGCUUUUGUACAUACUUUAAUAAAUGAACAUAAUUUUAUUUAAAUCUAUAACUUUUGAAUUAAUAAUAAUUUGAAAAAUAAUAGCUUACUAGACACGUCAUUUCUAAUGAUAGUUACACAUAUUUCUACAGAACAUUUAGUCUGUAUAUUUGUUAAUGAAACUAUGUUAAAUUGUUGGUAUGGAUAUUGGGGGACUGUUUUGACUAUAUGACCAAAAUUGCGUAACCUCAUUUUAUAAUAAUGUCUUUACUUUAUGAAAGCUUUUAUUGUACACAAUAUUGCUCUGCUUGUACAGAUGCUGUUCUUUAAUAAAAAGAAAGUAGAAGGUUCCAAAGCUAUUAAAUAUGAUAAACCCAUCAGUAAAUAUUGAGAUAUAAAUAUAGUACUAUUUAUAAUGCUCAUUUGGAUUGCCUAUAAAAAAAAAAAUAGUAACAACAAAUUAUAUAUAUCUCAUUAUACAAUUUAUUCUUAACUUUCAAAAUUAAACACCAAGUCAAAUCAUUGUUAAUACUUAAUAAAUAGAAAGUUACAAUAAUGAGUAUAGUAAAAAAUUAUAAUAUUGCAAAUUGGAUGAAUUCAUUAAUCAUAACUAAUAACUUGAAAAAAUUUUGUCUUUACAUUGAAUUUAAGUAAUUUUAACUAAAGGAAGGCUUCUUAUAUUAUAUCUCUAAUACAACAAAGAUCUCUAAUAUUACAGUGUAAAAGAAAGUAAAAAUUAUAAACAUUAAUUAGUCAUUAAAAGCUAUUUUAAGAGAAAUUUUUGUUCUUUUAUCUAACUGUUAUUACUUAUUAAAUGCAUUAACAUAUUCACUUUUUAUAUAAAAUUUGUAAUAAUUAAAGAUAAUUUAAAUUAAUAAUUUUAUUUUUUUAUUUUAUUAAGAAAGUACAUUUAAUUCAGAUAAGCUUUUGUAAAGUAAAUAGCAACACAUCAUCAUAAACUGCAUUUAGACUUGAUUAAAUAAUAACACUUAUUUAACAUAAAAAAAGAUUGAAGUCAACAACUUAAAUAGUAUAGUAAUAACUCUCUAACAAAAACAAUACCAGUAAAAUUUAUUAUGCAUAAGUUUCCACAGCUAUCUUUGACCAUAAAUAAGUGAUUACUGAGUGCAAGUUUAUUUUGUUAAAUCGUUUAUCCUUUUUUAUUAUAUAUUUCAAAUGAAACUUUGAAAUGAAAAUAUCAUUUAUAAAUAAUAAAUAAAUUAUAUAACAUAUGCAUACAAAUAAAAAUUAACAUAUAUAAUACAAACAGAAUGAUUGCUACAUACAAAAAGAUUUGAAAACAUAUUAUAUUGAUUUCUUCUCCAUAUAAUAAAUGAAAUAUGAAUUGUAAAUAGUAAACAUUUUUAAUAUAUGCUGAAUCUAAAAUACAACGAUGGUAUGAGAGAGAGAGAGAGAGAAAGAGAGAGAGAGAGAUUUAUUCAUUGCUCUAAUAAUUUUUAUACUAACAACAAAAUGAUAAAUACAUAUAACUCUUGAAUGAAGUUAUAUGUUUAAUUUUGAUAAUGCUUAUUCACGUAUUCAUGUUUAUUUUCAUGUAUAAAGAUAUUUAUUAUAUUGAGAUAAAUUAAAAAUGCAUAUUAUAUAUUUUAAUAUCUCUCCUUAUUUCAGUCUAUGCUAUUUAAAAAUUGUUUUUUUGACACAUAAAUAUAUAAAAAUUAAACUAAUCUUUAUAUAUAUUACAUAUGUAUUAUACAUAUGUUUAUAUAUAUUGCAUAUAUAUCUUCUUUUAAUAUUAUCUAAUUUUUUUAAGAUAUUUCAAGUAGCAAUUAUUCCUGAUUAAAUUAAUGUAAUAAGUUUUCUAAUUAUUAUUAUAACAUUUUAAUAGUAUUAUAAAAAUUGGACUGAUUUUGUUGAUUGAAGGAAAGUAUAAAAAAGUGCCUCAAAAUGAUAAUAUACACUAAAACUUUAUUGAAAAAUAUAGCAAAGGACUAAAAAAGCUGUUAUUUUUUAGUUAAUAAGUUUUACACUUAUUGUACUACAACAUAACAAAUUAGUAAUGAAUACAAGGAAAAAAAUUAUCUAUUGCAAAAGAAAAUAUCAUUCCAUACAUACAAAUUUGUAGUUCCUACAAGACUUCUAACAAAACAAUAAAACAUCUUAAUUUAUAUAAAUAUUGUAUAGAAA
Molecule: messenger RNA, 5764 nt
Organism: Vespula vulgaris
Lineage: Eukaryota; Metazoa; Arthropoda; Insecta; Hymenoptera; Vespidae
Gene: msk
Product: importin-7
Exons: 19
Coding region: 115-3294 (1059 amino acids)
Biological process (GO): protein import into nucleus
Cellular component (GO): nuclear envelope; cytosol
Molecular function (GO): small GTPase binding
Source: RefSeq, a predicted model, not a curated record